AUGCCGCAGCAAAGAAAAAUCCCUAUUCAGCCGUGUAUACUAAUAGUUGGUACGCCAACUGAUCCAAAAGAAAUACUAGUUUUUUUUGAUUCUACAAAAUAUAAAGUGUUUUCCAUUGUACAUGCAAUUGACAUUUGUUUCAAAAUAUUUCAUUUAUUUAAUUUGGAAUAUCCAUCACAAUCAAUAACAGUUUGGAUAUUUAUUCAAAAAUAUUUUUUUUCUUUGACUACAAAGUUUGAUAAACCUUGUCACCUAAUAGGUCAAAUAUUGUCCGAUUUAACUAACUAUUAA
Messenger RNA from Macrosiphum euphorbiae (potato aphid), 291 nucleotides. Lineage: Eukaryota; Metazoa; Arthropoda; Insecta; Hemiptera; Aphididae. The record is from the annotation of a GenBank genome assembly.